UCGGAAUGACGAAGAUCGAAACGUGGAGCUAGCUGCGAUCCUCGGCCAUGGCAUCAGGACAGACCGUGAAGCUUCCGAUCCUGAACAAGGAUAUCAUCGAGAUCAAGAAGAGGAUCCAACUGUCCGAGGGACAACGCAAAGCUCUGUUCGAAGAAAUCGAAACGGAGAGAAAGAGAAAUCAGGAUGAGAUUCUCGUCCUUAAAAAGCGCAUAUCCUUGAUGACUGUCAACUUGCAGGAGCGAAAAGGUAGCGCUCUAAAGUCGCGCUUCCCUGUUGCACAAUUGGGACCCGUGUUGAAGAACGCCGGUGAUAAAACCGCCGAGGAAAUUGCAGGAAUCCUCGAUCUUCAGCGCAUCGACAAGACAAAAAAGUUGGAUUUAAUCAAAUACCGUCUGUCGCAGAAACAAAAACUAUUAUCCAAGUUGGGAAAGGAAUACCAGGAUUUGGUUAAGAGCAAAUCGAAGAAAGUUCUCUCCGCGAAUAUAGAAAAACCUUUGGAUAAGGCGAUAUGUGAGCUACAGAAUAAAAUCAACGCCGUGGAAGUUCAGUGGAACGAGGCGGAACACGUGAGCGUCAAGUACAAGGAGAUCGAAAGAUCCUUACAGGACGAUGCAGCGCGUUUCGAAAGUAAAAUCCUUAAGCUCGAGGACGAACUCAAAGCUCAACAAAUGGAAAUCAAUAAUUUGCAGAAGAUGAAUUUAGAGGCCUCUAAACUUAGAACUUUGGCGAGGAAUGCUUUAAUACAAGAAGAAAAAAAUGUCGUAGAGGCGGGAAGCUUGAGGGAAAGACAGGCCACAGAAGGUCGAAGGCUUCUGGAGGAACGACGACAUGACCUAGAGCAGCUGGAAAAGCGCUUUUACCAUGGUAAACCUCAAAUACGAACGGAUCCAGAUGAGGAAUGUCCGAAGGAGACUGAGACGCCUGAAAGCAUGGAUCAGGAUCCGAUAGAUUACUACAAGGAGAUCUUCGAAGUGCUGAAAGAUGUCACCGGUGGAUCGACUAUUGACGAAGUGCUAGACAAGUUCCGAGCGCAAAAGGAAACGCAGGAGCAAUUGGCGAGCUUGAGGCGAUGUUCGGAAGAGGAGAAGAAGAGGCUGGAGCAGGUGCAGGAUUCGUACGUCGUCGAAUUGGAGCAUUGGAAGUUCGUGGAGAGCAAAGAUAUCCAAAGGAACUCGUCAGAGGUGGACAAUGUUCUCGAGGACAUCGAAGAUGAGAAACGAAAACUACAAGAGAUGGAUUCUACGAUGGAACAAUUGGAUGAAUCGACGAAGACCAUCACGCAGAAGUUACUUUCCAUAUACCAAAAUUUCAAACCUGGCGUGGUCGAAGCUUCAGCGAUGAUCAUGCUAGAAUUCCUACAGACCAUUUUCGAGGAAGAUUUCAAGGAAAGAACCGACGGGAUUCAGGUAGAAGACCUGGAACUGCCGACGGACAAAUGGCUACCGUCGCCAUACAACGGAAUCAUGCGAAGGACUCCUCUCCCGCAGCUCGGAUCUCCUACUCCGGUUCCGCCUCCUGGAUCCGAUGAAGAGGAGGAAGUCCCAUCGCGCGGAUUUCUCAAACGCCAAGCUCAGCUAGUUGUGGACGCAAAAACCAAACGCAAGAACAUGCGUUUCCCAUUGCCCAAAGUCAGAUAGAUAAAACACACAUAAUAUGUUACAUAAAAGUGAAUUUAUUUAACUUAACAGGUAAAAAAAAAAUAAAAAACAGACGUGAUUUCGUCCGCUCGAGGGGUGUAUCGAAAAACAGAGAUUAAACUGAACAGUGUGCGCCCAAAAUAAUAAUAAAAAAAAAACAUUGUUCAAAACCGCACGAAGUCACAACAUUCCAAUCUCAUCUCUUGCAUAAACAUAUUUAUAUAUAUAUAUAUAAAUCAAUAAUAAAUGUACAAACUAACAAAUCAAUGAAAUUAGUUUACGAUUCGUGUAAGUAUCUACACCCAGUCUCAUAUUAAACUAUUUAGUGGUAAUAA
Molecule: messenger RNA, 1972 nt
Organism: Nicrophorus vespilloides
Lineage: Eukaryota; Metazoa; Arthropoda; Insecta; Coleoptera; Silphidae
Gene: CCDC151
Product: coiled-coil domain-containing protein 151
Exons: 9
Coding region: 48-1637 (529 amino acids)
Biological process (GO): cilium movement; outer dynein arm assembly
Cellular component (GO): cilium
Source: RefSeq, a predicted model, not a curated record